Gongylonema pulchrum is the source of this 516-nucleotide messenger RNA. NCBI's taxonomy places the organism in Eukaryota, Metazoa, Nematoda, Chromadorea, Rhabditida, Gongylonematidae. The record is from the annotation of a GenBank genome assembly.
AUGCAUUUUCUGGAUUUCACUGGCAAAGUGGUUGUUAUUACCGGUGCCGGUGGUAGCCUUGGACAAGCGUAUGCAUUGGAGUUUGCGAAACGCGGAGCCUCAGUUCUUGGUAAUUUAGUGAAAAUGCUGCGUUUUGCAGUGAACGAUCUGGGAAGCAGUCGUCAAGGAUCGGGUAGCUCAGCUUCACCAGCCGAUCAGAUGUCCUGCGUAAUUUCAGCAAAAAGUGCACUUAUUGGUUUUUCACAUACAUUGGCUAUUGAGGGCAGUAAGUACAAUAUCCAGUCGAAUGUGGUCAUACCAACUGCAUCGUCCCGGCUGACCUCGGAUUUGUUGCCCGAAGAAGAGUUGCAGAGUCUGAAGCCAGAACAUGUCGUGCCACUUGUUGUAUACCUGAGCCAUGAAAGCUGCCAAGAAACAGGCAAAAUUUUUGAAGCUGGCGCUGGUUGGUAUGGACAAAGUAAGCUUUAUCUUGGAUCAUCUCUUAUUUCAGUGAUUGUUUUUUUGUGGGAUAGGUAG